Molecule: messenger RNA, 3014 nt
Organism: Pundamilia nyererei
Lineage: Eukaryota; Metazoa; Chordata; Actinopteri; Cichliformes; Cichlidae
Gene: col8a2
Product: collagen, type VIII, alpha 2
Exons: 4
Coding region: 691-2757 (688 amino acids)
Molecular function (GO): protein binding
Source: RefSeq, a predicted model, not a curated record
UCAAGGGGGCUAACCCAAUGAACAAUCCUGUCCGUCUUUCCCAAAAUAAGCUGGUGGGAGAGGGAUCGCGUAGUAAGCCAGAGAGAUUGGAGCAGCGAGGUGCACAGCCCCCCCCCGCCCCACCUCGGGUUAUAAGUCCUUGGAGUGGGAGCACAACCUGCUUGGACCCAGAUACACUGCCUCGCUGCCUGCCUGCCUGACUGACCUGAGUGACUAACUGACUGAGUUCCACUUCACUGCUACUCACUCUCUCUCCCUCUGUGUCCUGCUCCCUUGCUCCUUCCCUCCUACUUUCCACCCUGGAGAGCAAGAGCGCACAGAUUGGGAAGGUGUUCCUCAGACCUGCGUCUGGACAGCUCGAAGACGACACAGAGAGGACGUUUCCCCAUUCUCACCCUUUCAUCACCUCUGUCACUUUUGCCACCUCUGCCCCCCCCCCAAAAACGCUGGACCAAUUCCGAGUGCCAGAUCUUUGCCCAGGAGGACCCUACUUGUUCGCUGAAAACCUGAUGCCAUCACAUCCCAUGGGAGACACGAGUGGCUGAAGGAGGGAGGUAGAAGAGACCCUGAACCACCUGACGCAAACACCUAACGCUGCCCUUGCCCAGCGAUCCUCCCCCCCACCCCUGCUCUCCUCCACCGAGUCUCUGAGGAAAGAAAGUUCUUUGCGUGUGACACCUAAAGCCUGGGAUGCUGUUGACCAUGCUGCUGGCUCCUGUCUCUGUGCUACUGAUGCUUGUGGUGCCUGCUUUUGCCGGAGGGUACGCCCCCAUACCCCACAUGAAGUACAUUCAGCCCAUGAUGAAGGGGCCUAUUGGACCUCCGUUUCGCGAGGGCAAAGGACAUUAUGUUGAUAUGCCACCCAUGAUGGAAGUGAAGGGGGAACCCGGCCCCCAAGGGAAACCAGGACCAAGAGGUCCCCCUGGACCACCAGGCGUUCCAGGGAAACCUGGUCUGGGAAAGCCUGGUUCCCAAGGCCCACCUGGUCCUCAGGGACCUUCAGGCUUUACGGGAAUUGGUAAGCCUGGACUUCCGGGACUCCCAGGAAAGAUUGGGCCAAAGGGGAUGCCUGGGGUUAAUGGUGAGGUAGGCCCUCGUGGUGAACCAGGUCUCCGUGGUCCUCCCGGGCAUCCUGGGCUUCCUGGCCCAGCUGGACUGUCCUUGAAUGGGAAACCUGGGCUUCCAGGUAUGAGAGGCCCCCCUGGGGUCCAUGGCGAGCCAGGAAUAAAGGGUAUAGCUGGCCCACCAGGUGAUCGUGGGCCUAAGGGCGAGAAUGGAAAUGGGAAUCCAGGGCUUCCAGGUCUAAGGGGUUCUCCUGGCCCAAAAGGGAGUAUUGGACCACCUGGUCCUUCAGGUAUUGGCACACCAGGACUAAAAGGUUUGCCUGGAGUACCUGGUCCUAAAGGUGAUAAUGGACUCCCAGGUGAUCAAGGACUCCCAGGAGAGGCAGGGCCCCCAGGACUACAAGGUUUGCCAGGGCCAGUUGGGUUGGGGAAGCCUGGGCUAGAUGGACUUCCUGGAGCACCAGGUCCACAAGGUCCAAAAGGUGAAUCUGGGGCCAGGGGUACUCCUGGAAUGCCUGGAACUAAUGGCUAUGGAAAACCUGGUCCAAAUGGACUAAAAGGAGAAAAGGGACAUGGUGGAUUUCCAGGUCUCCCGGGGGAUAAAGGAGAACAAGGACCAACUGGACCAGUUGGGAAGCCAGGACUUGAUGGACAACCAGGACCAUCAGGACUUCAAGGUCCAAUGGGAUUGCCAGGAAAACAUGGAAUACCAGGACAGAAGGGAGAGCUCGGGCCCCGGGGUCCUCCUGGACUGCCUGGCCUUCGAGGUGACCAAGGCCCCAAUGGACACUCUGGAAAACCUGGUAUGCCUGGGGAAAAGGGCAUCCCUGGGCCCAAUGGUCCUAUCGGAAAACCUGGACCUAAAGGUGAGGCUGGGCAUAUUGGCCCCCCUGGGAAUCCUGGUAUAACAGGUGCCCUGGGGCCUAAAGGGGAGUCAGGGUUUAUGGGAAUUCCAGGCCCCAGGGGCCAGUCGGGCAUUCCUGGUCUUCAGGGGCCCAUGGGUCCCAUGGGUCCACAGGGUCCCCCUGGCCUAAAGGGUGAACAAGGACUUCCAGGGCCUCCAGGGCUGGGCAGGUUGGGUGAGAAAGGUCCUAUAGGUCCCCAGGGUCCUCCAGGGAAACAAGGCUCCCCUGGACUUAAUGGCAUACCUGGGCCUCCUGGCCCUCCAGGACCCCCUGGGCCUCCAGGAAAUGGCCAUACAGUUGUUGCAGGGCCAGAGAGUUCAAAGUUAGAUGGGGGAGAAAUUCCAGAUGACAGAAAAGGCCCUGCAUAUAGUCAAGUUCCAUUGUCCGCCUCUGUGGCACCAGCCUUCACAGCUGUCCUUACCACACCAUUCCCUCCUUCAGGCAUGCCAAUCAAAUUUGACAGGACCCUCUACAAUGGGCAAAAUGCCUACAGCUCUUCUACUGGCAUAUUCACUGCUCCUUUAUCUGGUAUAUACUACUUUGCAUACCACAUGCAUGUAAAGGGAACUAGCCUGUGGGUAGCAUUGUAUAAGAACAAUGUACCAGCCACUUACACAUAUGAUGAAUACAAGAAAGGCUACAUGGACCAGGCAUCUGGUAGUGCAGUCUUAGAGCUGAAGGAGGGUGACCAGGUAUGGGUCCAGAUGCCUUCAGAUCAGGCAAAUGGCCUAUAUUCUACAGAGUACAUCCAUUCUUCCUUCUCAGGAUUCUUGCUCUGUCCCACAUAACCCUAUCUUUUCCUUAAAAGAUGUUGCUAGAUUGGCACCUCAGUGCAGCCCUUAACCUAAAAUACCUGCAGCCAUUAUAGAAACACAAAACCCAUAAAAUACUCAAUAUUAUUGCCAUAGUCUUUAUCUGUCUCGCCCUCAACAGCACAAGCGAAACAAAAACUUUGUGAAUGAAGUGAGUUUUUAAAGGCAGGGGAAGGAAUUUCAUACUGUGUUCUUUAUUUCAGUGUCCUUCAAAUGUGUGUUUUAGUUGUGUU